AAUAAAGGUGAAAAAAAAAAAAAUUGUUAGGUUUGUUGCUUAUCACAAUGCAACAGGCAUACAGGGAAGGGCAACAGGCAUGCAGGGAAGGGCAACAGGCAUGCAGGGAAGGGCAACAGGCAUACAGGGAAGGGCAACAGGCAUACAGGGAAGGGCAACUGACGUUCCAGAACACUGACAUGUUCUAGACCUUCUCUCCGCUUCAGCUGUUUGUGACGUGGUCACUGGGAGGUAAGACAAGGAAAGAGAAAGCUGUAGAAGAAGUAAGGGGAUUGCGGAGUUAUGGUGCCGGGGGCAGGGCACCGAGGAAAACGUUAAAUAAAUAUAUAAUAGUUUUUAGGUAUACCGAAUUAUAUUAUUCCGUGGACCGGCUGUCACGAACUGCAUUCCAGAAGCUCUCCACAAUAAUUCAUUUCCAUUUUAAGAAGAGAGAGACAGAGACGGAAAGCAUUCGCUGUUACUUCUAAAAAGUGAGGUCAGUGAAGAAGAAGACAUGGUGGAUUAUUAUGAUGUUCUGGGAGUGUCACGAAGCGCCUCUCCGGAGGAUAUCAAGAAGGCGUAUAGGAAGCAGGCUCUGCGAUGGCACCCAGACAAGAACCCAGACAACAAGGAGGAGGCAGAGAGGAAGUUUAAGGAGCUGGCUGAGGCCUAUGAAGUUCUGUCAGACCGCUCCUGUAGACAACCUGCUCCGGAAAAUUUCCCAGUGUUCACAUUCCGCAGUCCAGAGGAAGUGUUUCGGGAAUUCUUCGGAGGCCAGGAUCCUUUCGCCAAUUUCUUCGAUGAGAAUUUCGUUGAAAAAGAGUUCAACAGUGGCUUCCAUGGACAUCCUGGCACCUCGAGGCUCGGCCCCAGUCCCUUGUCCUCCUUCCCCUCCCCCUCCGCUGGAGUGCAUGACUUAACCUCUUUCUCGUCCUCCAUGGGUGGAAUGGAUGGGAUGGACCGCAUUGGAGGAAGGAUGGAGUAUUUCAAGUCUGUCUCCACUUCUACGCGCGUCAUCAACGGCAAACGCACCACCACCAAGAAGUCAGUUCUCUGUUCUGGGGGUGUGGUGGUGGUAGAGGCGGCGAAGGCGCAGGGUGAGGUUGUGGGUGUGGUUGGGGUGGGGAGGGUGGUCCCAGGCCCAGGCCAGCUUAGAACACCAGAGGAGAGGUCAGGGGACAUGUCACCACACAGCAGCCCAUCUCCGCUGAACCACAGGGAGCUACCAGAGGGGGUCCCAGAGCCUCCUACACACCUCCUCAACCACCUCCAGGAGCAGAGAGGCACUGGGGAUCCUGCUGCUAAAACCACCAGCAGCAGCACUGUAAAAAUGAAAAAUAAGUGUUGCUGUGUGGUGUGUUGAGUUUAUGGUGUGUGUGUGUGUGUGUUGAUUGUAUGGUUUGUGUGUAUGUGUGAGUGAGUGAGUGUGAUGCUCAGGGCAGAGGACAGACAGGAGACCACUGGUCUCAGUUCUACUCUGGUGUUAUGCUGACAAUGACCAUCAUAAAGUAUACUGUAUAUUAUAAACUGGUUCGUUUGACCCCUAAAUGCUGAUUGGCUGACAGCCGUGGUAUAUCAGACCGUAUACCACAGGUAUGAAAAAAAUGUUUAUUUUGACUAAUUACAUUGGUAACCAGUUUAUAAUAGUAAUAAGGCACCUCGGGGGUUUGUGAAAAAUGGCCAAUAUACCACGGCUAAGGACUGUAUCCAGGAACUCCGCGUUGCAUAGUGCGUAAGAACAGUCCUUAGCCGUGGUAUAUUGGCCAUAUACCAUACCUCCUCGGGCCUUAUUAAAAACAAUUUCAAAUGUCAUUUUUUUGAAUAUUCGAAACGUACAAUAUACUUGCAGUGAAGCCGCUCAAUAACUACAUCAUAC
Molecule: messenger RNA, 1855 nt
Organism: Salmo salar (Atlantic salmon)
Lineage: Eukaryota; Metazoa; Chordata; Actinopteri; Salmoniformes; Salmonidae
Product: dnaJ homolog subfamily B member 6
Molecular function (GO): Hsp70 protein binding
Source: RefSeq, a predicted model, not a curated record